UAUGCAACUCAAAUAUUGCAGGAUGCUCAAUUUUCUUAUGAUCGACUGCCGGAAUUGCUGCCGACUAUCGGCUUGGGAAUUCCAUGUCCGGAACAGCUCGAUGAUCACGUGCAUGGGAAAGAGGUACCAGACUCGGAGCGUGAUGAUGACGGAAUAGUGAAGAAGAAGAAACGGAAACUCGAUGAAACAUGCAUUGCACCACUGCAUGGCACUCCGGUUUAUGAAUUCAUAAACGGAACUGUGAAAUGCAACGAGAAACUUGCAAGUUUAACUGAUAUCGCGCGGCCUCUGCUCCGUGAUGCUGUGGAAGCGGUUAAUAAGGUCAAAAAUCAUUAUCUUAUAAGAUCGAAAUGA
Messenger RNA from Gongylonema pulchrum, 354 nucleotides. The record is from the annotation of a GenBank genome assembly. Lineage: Eukaryota; Metazoa; Nematoda; Chromadorea; Rhabditida; Gongylonematidae.